Messenger RNA from Microplitis demolitor, 3281 nucleotides. Its product is annotated as UBA-like domain-containing protein 1. The record is from RefSeq and is a predicted model, not a curated record. Gene Ontology annotation, molecular function: protein binding. The transcript has 4 exons. Bases 1065 to 1478 code for a protein of 137 amino acids. NCBI's taxonomy places the organism in Eukaryota, Metazoa, Arthropoda, Insecta, Hymenoptera, Braconidae.
UUUCCGUUUGUUGUGAAUUAUCUGAUACAUAUAAAAAAUCAUUAAGAUUUAUUUACUUUAUAUAAUAAAACAAAGUUUUAAAAUAAAGAAAUGCUGCAAGAUUAAUAAUUAUAAUAAAGAUUGAGUAAAUUAUAAAAAUAAAAAAAAAAAAAAAAACAGGUGCCUGAGUGAGUGAAGCGCGAGCGCGAGCGCGGAUAAGCAAAAAAAUAAAAAAAGUAAAUAAUAUUGAAAGUGAAGGGAGUGAGUUUGUUGAACAGAAUUGUUCCAAACACAAGGGAGUGUGUUCGUUGAUGGCGCUUCUCAGUAGAGUACACACAGAGAAAUACAGAGGAAUACAGAGGAAUACAGAGGACUGCAGAGGACAGAGAGGCGGCGUGACGUCAUUGUAAUUUCGUUCCUUACCCCGCUCCAAGUUCAUCCGAGUUUGUCUUCCUACCGAUGAGUUGAGUUUUGAAAACAAGGAACUUGAAAGAACUCGCAAGUGCUCGCAAGAGACAAGAGACUUGCAGAGAAUUUAGACUACAGCCACAUACAUUAUCAUUUGUCGCCGCAGUCGUUUUAUAAUUAAAAUAAAUAUAUAUUAAGUUGAGUGUUUUUAUCGAGGAUUGAAAUUACUGAUUACUGAUUACUGAUUACCAGUUAAAAAUAAAUAAUCAGUAUAUAAUAUAGCGUGUCGUUAAUGUAAACGUGAUAUUGAGUUUUAUUAUAUCGGUCUCUCUCCUUAUUUCAGUCGUUUGUUGGCAUUAAAUUAAAUACAAUCAUAUUCUCGUGGUUGUGUAGCUUGUGUGUCUCAGUGUGUCUGUCCCCAUCACCAUCACCAUCACCAUCACUAUUACCAACUAUUACCAUCAACAUCAGCAUCACCCACCGCCGUAAGUUGCCGUAAGUGUGUGAGUUGCUGUAAGUGUCUGUCGGUCGUCUUCAUUGAUGUGUGUUGUCUAUGAUAACUUGUUACAACAACCAGUAUCAGAAAAAUAAAAGUUACUAUUUUUGUUUUAAGUAUCGCCUUUAUCAUUAUUUUGGACACUCGUAUGUUAAUAUAUAAAUAAACAAUAACAACAACAAUGGAUACCCAUCUGCGAGAGCAGGUAAUGAUAAAUCAAUUUGUGCUGGCCGCUGGAUGUGCAAGAGAACAAGCCAAACAAUUGCUCCAAGCUGCUCAUUGGCAAUUCGAAACUGCGCUGAGUAUAUUUUUUCAAGAAGCGGCAAUACCAUCCUGUCCUCAAGGACGUAGUGCGCAUUUAGGUCAGAUAACACCUUGUAAUACCCCAGCGACACCGCCGAAUUUUCCAGACGCAUUGCUCGCCUUUCAAAAAAUGUCUGCAGGUGACAAGACGCCCUCCGGAAUGUCUCCAAAGCAGAAUGGACAGCAGACAACGUCUCCAAUGCCACACCAUGGAAUUCGGUGUAGUGUAUCUGGGACUCAGCAGCAGACGCAAAAUCAGCAGCAAUUUGGAUUUGGCGAGCCACAGAGAUAAAACAGACUAAAUUGUUUUCCGUAAAAACAAACGCUAUUGAUGCGAAUAGCACUUUUUAUUUUUUAAUGAGGCUUAUAUUAUUGUUAAUAAGCCAGACAAGACAAGUCGUAAUAUACCUCCUAUUCCUCCUAUAGGAAAUUUAUCUUGAAUCUUCAAGAUUUAUCAACCAUGUGAGGAAUUUUUUUAUUAUAAUUACUGUUGUUUCCUUUAAUUUAUUUUAUUGGACAAAAAAAAAAAAAAAAAAUUUCAAACUAGUUGAGAUUAUUGUAUUGAGAUAUAAACCAAUAAGUUACAAGAUGAUUAAAUGUAUUUCGGAUACAAUUAUUGAAUUACAUUUGGAAUAUUUCAAGAUAUCAUCAUCAUCAUCAUCAUCAUCAUUAUCAUCUUUUUCUUCAUAAGUUACUGGGAAUGAAUAUUUUUAACAUACUCUCACACACAUACAUAAACAGUAAAAGAUAAAUUAGUAGUUUUUAAGUAGAUAGUAUAAGACUUAUAGCGAUAUCACUAGUAAUAAUUAUUAAGUAAAUUAAUAAUGAAUCGUGAUUAAAAGAAAUAGAUGAGUUGACUUGAUGAUUAGUUUGAGUCGUGAUAACUCGUAUGAUAAUUAUGAAAUGUCAUGUUUGUUUUGAUGUGAUUUAAGAAGCUCCCUGACUUGUAAGGUACAAAAGAAAAAAAAAACGAAAAAAAAAAUCGUUAUUGUUUCAACGUUAUUCACUGAUUUUAUAAUAUUAAAAAUAAUAAUAAUAAUAACUACAAUGACUGUCAUGUAAUACAUAAAUAAUUUACAGGCAGUCGUUACCUUUAUUAUAAAUAUAUAACAAUUAAGCUGAUCGGGAAUGCUUACAACUGGUAUAUCAAUACUACCAUUGUAUGGUAGUUGAAUAUUUUUUACUUUUAUUUUUAUUUUAAUAAUUGUGAGUUGACUGUCGUCUAUUAGUGCUACUCAGACUUUUAAACUAAAUAACGUACUUGCUUAUAAUUAAUUGAUAAUAAAGAUAAUUUGCUUCCACGUACAAUUAGUAACUUUUUUUUUUUUCUUAUUAUUUUAGUCGUAGGAAAAAAGAUGAUGAACUGGACGAUACUUUUUAUAGACUAAUAAUGUAAUUAUAAGUAUGCAAUGUAAUUAUCAUUUUUUAUCAAAGUGUCAUCGAAAAGCGUGAGCUGUUAUUGCACGUAAUAGAGAUUCAAAUAACUGUCUGUUAUAAAUAUUACUGAUUUUUAAAAUUAUCAUUAUUAUUAUUCAAAGGUGAAUUAUUAUCAUAAUAAUAAUAAUAAUACGCCUAUUUGAAUUAUUUUGCUCAGGUAUGCUUGCACGAAAGCUUCAUAGUUCUUUUGUCUCUAAACAAAACUCAACCAUUGUUAAUGAUGAUAAUGAAGCUAUUAUUAUUAUUAUUAUUAUUAUUAUUAUUAUUAUUAUUAUUAUCAUUAUCAUUGAUUGUUAAUCGGUUAUUAUUAUCAUAAAUAUUGAUUAAUAUUUAGGUCCCACUUCGUAAAUUAUUACGACACGUGGUUAAAUAUCUUACCUUCAGUAUCAUUUAAUGUUUUGUUUACUUUAUUUACUAUUAUUUUUAUUAUUAUCAAUUAUAGUUAAACUAUAUUGUUACGAUUGAUUAUUCUGUCAUGUAAAUAAAUUCGUUGUAAAUGACAUUAAAAAAUCUAUACAAAAACAAUACUUAUUAUUCUCAAUUCUCAGAGAACUUGAUAUAUUUUCCGGCUAUCUAUAGAUUUUAAUAUAUGUCGCCAUAAUUACGUUGUUUAUUUUAUGAAUAUUUUAAACAUUACAUAUGUAUAUAAUUAUGGAGA